Messenger RNA from Odocoileus virginianus texanus, 5147 nucleotides. The record is from RefSeq and is a predicted model, not a curated record. NCBI's taxonomy places the organism in Eukaryota, Metazoa, Chordata, Mammalia, Artiodactyla, Cervidae.
CCUGUGGUGGCACGAGGCCCCGACCGAAGGGCGCCGAGGGAGCCCUGUGCCGGAAGGGACUGAGUGUGCGCUUUGGUUAGGGCCAGCAAAAACUCAUCAAAGCUAACCAAAGCUCGUCUUCUAGCCUGGCUUCCCUUCUACCUACCCCCAGGUGUCUGGAAUCUCCUAAAAGCAUUUACUUUCAGAGGGCUGGCACAUUUACUAAGGCAUUAGUUACUUACUAGCGUUUUAAUGGGAGAAGGAAAUGGCACCCCACUCCAAUACUCUUGCCUGGAAAACCCCAUGGACGGAGGAGCCUGGUGGGCUGCCGUCUAUGGGGCCGCACAGAGUCGGACACGACUGAAGCGACUUAGCAGGAGCCGCAGCAGCAGCGUUUUGAUGAGGACCUCUAGAGCGACUGAACUGAACUGACAGGCUUUCAGACCUUGCGGGAUUCUAGGCACAAGGACAGAUUUUGAAGGCAUCUUUUGGGGAAGGUUGGUCCUCCCGUGGCCCAUUUGCCUUUUGUAGGAGUCAAAGCAAUUCAUUUUGCUACCAAAGUGAGAGUGUGAUUAGGGUGGUUAGGAAUGAUUCUCUUUCUUGUCUGUGUGUAUCGGAUUUUUAAAAAGAGCCCCCUACAGCCUGCUAUUUGGUGCCCUGUGUGUUACUUUUAGUGAAACAGCUUUUCUGUUACUUUUGGCACCUCUCAGAGAGAGGUGAGUUUUUUAAAGGUUAGAUGGUCCCUGUCCUGCUCUUAGAACCGUGUCUGGUGAAGUUUUUGUUACUGGUCAGGUUUUUCCUGUCUUGCCUGGCUCUUUCUUCAGCCAGCCAGGAGGGUUCUGUGCAUCUCAUGCAAAUGGAAUUCUCAGGAAGCCCUGCCAGUUUACCCCAGCAGCAGAGGGUCUCCAUUUCUGUACAUCUUGUUUUCCAUUCUAUACCUUGACCUUCCUUCCUUUCUGCAACUACCUGCCUAGCUAUAUACAUAUACAACCAUUUACCAGUGUACAUUGUUAUUUAUACACAGCAGACACAUUUCCUCUUACUCUCUGGUAGUUCCCAUCACCUCUAUCAUAGCAAUGAAAAACUUGCCAAAGGGGAGUGAGAAAACUUCAGAUGUUGCAAUGUGCAAAGGCCCCAGGCAUCUUUAGGUUAAACCUGAGUGGCCUGUUGGGAAUAUUGUUCUGGGGACUCAUGUUGGUGACUUAGUAGAACAUGUGAUUCAAGAGUUGCCAGCUUGUUUUCCCCUCUUCACUGGCCCUAGGAAAUUCAGGGUUCGGGUUUGGUCUGCAUGAAGCCAUAUCUUGCCAGGCAGGCAACAUGUGUCCAAGAACACCGGGUAGGAGAGCCAGAAGACAGCGAGGCUGAUCUUUCUCCUAGUGGGCAAGAACAGAAGACUGAUUUAUGUUAAUCUGUCUCUAGAUUAGUUGAAACCUGAACUUUGUUCCAGGAAUGAUUGACAGCAGUUUGUAACACUCUGCUCCAGCCCUGGUUCAGGGAGUAGAGAGGGAGGGGCUUCUGGUGAAUUACCUGUCACCCCUACUGACAAUCCUCUCAUUUCUCUGUUGUUUUAUAUCAUGCUGUCUAACCUUAGAGAACUAAAGAGUGUUCAUAUAAAGUGUAUUACCUGAGAGACAUGGUGUUUUGAAAGGUAUACAUAUUAUUUAUCAUUGCUAAUAUUUAUCAUUGCUAAUAAGUACAUAGCACAGUGCUGUGUUUUAUAACAGGUGUUCAAAAAAUGUUAAUGGUCAUCAUGUUAGGCUUUCUAAAUUCACAGGUCUGUUGGUAAAUGAGAGGGUUAUGCUAGUGAUCUCUUAAGAUUCCUUUAAGAUUUGGCAUACUGGGAUCUGGUCCUUGUUCUGAGGAUAAUGGUAUUUAAUAUAUUCUCUAAGGAUUAGUAUUUAUUGUGCAGGAGUUAGAACAGCAACUUUCCCAUCUCUCAGCAACCCUUUUGCAAUUCCUCUGGCAUGCAGUGCCAAGUGGGACUUGCAGCAAAAGUCUAAUCCAUCUAAGAAUGCCGUUGAAUGUGAGCUCCCUGCUCUCCCCUUCUGGAGUCUCUAGGGCUGAGCUGGAGUUUGGGGGUUGUAGGGUGAUAGGGCCAUUUGGACUGCAGUGAUUGGUUCCCUGAAGGGGCUGGAACAAAUAGCUGCUGAGUUUCACUCUACCUUCAGCUCUUCUCACCUCUGCUCCUUAGAGACCAGGCCCUCAGGCCCUCAGCCUCCCUUCAGCUCCAGACACGGAGCUUCUCCAGGCAGCCUUGCUUCACAGCAGGGAUUGCUCCUCGAGUUCACCCUGGACAAUGUCACUUGAUGGUGGAGGAGGACUGUGAGACGUGGUUGGAAGUCAGGUCGUAGCCACUUGCCUGUCACUGACCAGCUGAGUGGCAGCCCAGAGCCCAGGAAGAGCAAGCGGCCGCAGGUCACAGACUCAGAGAGAAUAUGAGUGUGGGGGUGAGCACCGCCACACCUCUCCCUCCAACCUCAGACACCAACGUGGUCACGUCCACCUUCAGCCUGGUGGACUAUGUGGUCUUUGCCCUGCUGCUGGUUCUCUCCCUUGCCAUCGGGCUCUACCAUGCCUAUCGUGGCUGGGGCCGACAUAGCAUCGGCCAGUUGCUGUUGGCAGACCGCAAAAUGGGCUGCCUUCCUGUGGCACUGUCCUUGCUGGCCACCUUCCAGUCAGCUGUGGCCAUCCUGGGUGUGCCAUCCGAGAUCUACCGAUUCGGGACCCAGUAUUGGUUCCUGGGCUGCUGCUAUUUCCUAGGACUGCUGAUCCCAGCACAUGUCUUCAUCCCCAUCUUCUACCGCCUGCAUAUCACCAGUGCCUAUGAGUACCUGGAACUCCGCUUCAAUAAAGCUGUGCGUGUUUGUGGCACUGUGACCUUCAUCUUUCAGAUGGUGAUCUAUAUGGGGGUUGUCCUCUAUGCACCAUCCUUGGCCCUCAAUGCAGUGACUGGCUUUGAUCUCUGGCUGUCAGUGCUGACCCUGGGCAUUGUCUGUACCAUCUACACUGCUCUGGGUGGACUGAAGGCAGUCAUCUGGACAGAUGUCUUCCAGACACUGGUCAUGUUCUUAGGGCAGCUGGCAGUUAUCAUUGUGGGGUCAGCCAAGGUGGGCGGUUUGGGGCACGUGUGGGAAGUGGCUUCCCAGCACGGCCUUAUCUCUGGAAUUGAGCUGGAUCCGGACCCGUUUGUGCGGCACACGUUCUGGACGUUGGCCUUCGGGGGUGUCUUCAUGAUGCUCUCCUUGUAUGGAGUGAACCAGGCGCAGGUGCAGCGCUACCUCAGUUCCCGCACAGAGAAGGCUGCAGUGCUCUCCUGCUACGCCGUCUUCCCCUGCCAGCAGGUGUCGCUCAGCAUGGGCUGCCUCAUUGGCCUGGUCAUGUUUACCUACUACCAGGAGUAUCCUAUGAGCAUCCAGCAGAGUCAGGCAGCCCCUGACCAGUUUGUCUUGUACUUUGUGAUGGAUCUCCUGAGAGGCCUGCCAGGGCUGCCUGGGCUCUUCGUUGCCUGCCUCUUCAGUGGCUCCCUCAGCACCAUAUCCUCUGCUUUUAAUUCACUGGCAACUGUUACAAUGGAAGACUUGAUUCGACCCUGGUUCCCUCAUUUCUCUGAAGUCCGGGCCACCACGCUUUCCAGAAUCAUUGCCUUUGGUUAUGGGCUACUUUGUCUGGGAAUGGCCUAUAUUUCCUCGCAGAUGGGACCUGUGCUGCAGGCUGCCAUCAGCAUCUUUGGUAUGGUUGGGGGGCCGCUGCUUGGACUCUUCUGCCUCGGGAUGUUCUUUCCUUGUGCAAAUCCUCCUGGUGCCAUCGUGGGCCUGUUGGCUGGACUCAUUAUGGCCUUCUGGAUUGGCAUCGGGAGCAUAGUGACCAGCAUGGGCUCUGGCAGAGCACCCUCUCCCACUAAUGGGUCAAGCUUCUCCCUGUCCAGCAAUCUGACUGCUGUCACCAUGGCCACACUGAUGCCCUCGACUGCUGCCUCCAAGCCCACAGGGCUACAGCGGCUCUAUUCCCUGUCGUAUUUAUGGUACAGCGCUCACAACUCCACCACCGUCAUUGUGGUGGGCCUAGCUGUCAGUCUGCUCAGUGGGGGCAUGCGGGGCCGGACCGUGGACCCUCGGACCAUUUACCCAGUGUUGCCGAAACUCCUUGCCCUCCUGCCCGUGUCCUGUCAGAAGCGACUUCCCUGCAGAGCCUACAGCCAGGACGUCUCCUCGGAAGCCACUAUGUUUCCAGAGAAGAUGAGCAAUGGGAUGCUGAGGGGCAGCAGAGACCAGGAGGCCAUGGCCGUGCCUGAGGAAGGCCCCGCCCAGCCGGGGAUCAGCCCCGCCUUCAUCCUCCAGGAGACCUCACUGUGAUCCUGACUUGGGACCAAGACCCAGAGGCCCCCUGCGAUACAGGGAUGAGUUUCCUGGUGUUCUGCAGGAGGAUCACAGACUGAGUGACCUCACCCACACCAAAGGACCUUGUUCUUGGGAGUUUGUGCUACAGUAGAAGUUGUCAUGUCACAGGAGGUUUGAGAGUAGGACAAGGUUUUUCCUUGUUCUUUGCCCAUCUGUUCUCUAGAGAACUAGGCUUGCAGGGGGUACAGUUUUGCCAGAAAAAGGGAUAGAGGUGAAUCUCCUGGCAAAAGGAUAAUGGCUUCUGAUUCAGCAUCGCCAGGCUUCUUUGAGGUGAAUAGAAAUAGCUGUGCUGGGCCCACUCUGGCAAGAUUGAUGCAGAGCUGCCUUGGCCAGCUCUUGCAUCCCUUGCAGACCCAUCGGAGCACAGGUUCUGUCAGCCACACAGGGCCCCUGUAACACUACUUUCAGGUUGUCUGUGCUACCCAGACGUUCUUACCUGUCUACCUCCAUUCUUGAGAGGGAGGUUUUGGUGUCCCUGAGAGGCCUCUUGGAACACACAGGUACAUUCAUCUCCUUUGUGUAGAGUAGGGACGCUUUUUACCUGGCUGCCCCACCCCCUACCUUUGCAAUGGGCACUUGGGGAUGGGGUGGAUGUUGAUCCGAGAAACCAGGGCAUGACCAGGUUCACUGUGGAGUGCACCAUCCGUCUGACUCCUGAGCCAUGCCACCCUCAUGUCAUUUGGUCAUUCAUGCUCCUGUUUCCUUUUGGAGUUUCUUACCCACAUAUCUUUGUUCCUAAGGAAUAAAAACUGCCAUUGGGCUAGAAUCUGG